GAAAACAUAAAAGCUAUCCUGUAAAUCUAAAACUCGAUACAAUUGAAUAUGCAAAAAAAACAAAUAAUCAUGCUGCAGCACGGUUCUUUAACAUCGAUCAUACUCAAAUCAGCAGGUGGCGAGUGAAAGAAGAGGAGUUCAAGAACGCAAAGAAAACAAGUCGCAGAGUAGGAUCCAGUGCUUCAUCAUUAUAUUCACUUGCUGAAAAUUCAUUAAAAGAGUGGAUAGUUGAACAACGUCAAAGAGGAAUAGCAGUCACCCUAAGGAUGUUAAAUUUCAUAUAG
Molecule: messenger RNA, 284 nt
Organism: Dentiscutata heterogama
Lineage: Eukaryota; Fungi; Glomeromycota; Glomeromycetes; Diversisporales; Gigasporaceae
Source: the annotation of a GenBank genome assembly